Messenger RNA from Caenorhabditis briggsae, 222 nucleotides. It is a transcript of the gene Cbr-dylt-3, whose product is annotated as Protein CBR-DYLT-3. The record is from RefSeq and is a predicted model, not a curated record. Lineage: Eukaryota; Metazoa; Nematoda; Chromadorea; Rhabditida; Rhabditidae. The coding region runs from base 1 to 222 and encodes 73 amino acids. The transcript has a single exon.
AUGAUUCAAAAAAUCUCCAAAGCGUUGACGAAAGGAGAUGAGACUCGAAAGUUGCUCAUCCAUUGUACGAUUUGCUCUAGAACUGAUGAGCUCUCCAUUUGCUCCGCGAAUAUGUGCUCCUGGGAUACAUCAAAGGACGUGGCAGUGUACUCCGAGUGGACUUCAAAGACAGUCUUCGGCGCCGUUCAGGUCUUCUUCAUCACUCAUCGCUACUCAAAGUGA